AUGCCGUCAACAUAUGCAAAAUCGAACCACAACCUGGGCGUCCAGGUCGAACGCUCCAACUACCUCCCCGGAGAUGCCGUAGUUGGGACUGUCUACCGGAGGAAUGCCAUGGUCUGCCCUGAAGCCACAAUCGAAGUCGUGCUCCAUGGCCGAACCAAGUCUAAAAUGGUCGUGAGAAGGAAUAACAACAAUCACACCUACCGCGGGCGCUUCACCCUUCUCAAUUCACGCCAGAGGGUGUUCCAGGGGCCGGUGCAUAUCCCUGAAGGCGUUGGCGAGCAGCAACAAUGGGGGUUCGCCAUCACAAUUCCCACAAACAUCGAUGCACGUCUGUUCCCCCAACAGCACGACGCACGCGAGUCAUAUAUCCCCAUUGACUCUGGAUCAGUCAGCCAGAUGGCCCUCCCUGCUUCUUUCAAUUCUCUAUAUAGCCGAAGGGAAGCUUUCGUCGAGUACUAUAUCGAAGCUACCAUCCGAUACCAGCGAAAAGGCUCGUGGUCCAUGGAAACCGCCGUGGCACCAAUUCAUGUCGUGACCCUCAACCCCAAUCCCCCAAUCGCUGAUUUCAACUUGCUCUCCCGUAGAUAUCAGCAAUCUGUCUCCUCUCAACGUCUGGUCCCGGGCAUGGAGGGUGCGGAACUGUCCAGGAAGGAGAAGAUGAAGAAGUUUUUUGGAAGCUCUUCGGUCCCGAGAUUCGCGUUCAAUCUAGAGGUCGGUGUGCCAAAGUUACUUCAGAUCGGCAAUUAUCCCAUACCCUUCUCCAUGCGUGUCGUGCCUUCGUGGCCGGCGACAACCGAACUUAUCCGGGAUGUACCCCAAAAGGCGAAGCUCGUAACCUUCGGAGCGACGUUGGAAACAUAUUGCAACAUCAGAUGCGAAGGUCUAUUCCGCCCCCACGAAGCACACUGGUGCCAAAAAUCGGAUCUACAGAGCCAAGGUUUUGGAUAUCGCCCGCUGUCAGUUGAGAUCCCCUGCGCGAUAGGCAAUACUUCGCCGGUAGAUGUUGGUGGCGUGAUAAGACUUCGUCUUCCGAGCAGUUCAUCACAAGGAUUCACCACAUUCAACGUCAAAGUGACCCAUCGACUGUCUUGGAAGGCGAAGUGUGAGAUAGCUGGGGAGAGCUUCACCACCCGCGGAACUCAAGAUGUGCUCGUGAUCCCAGCCUGCAGCGUCGGACUUAAUGAGCAAGUGGGAUCUGCGCCCCAGCCGGUACCAGUGGAUGGCGAGAUGGUACAGUCAUGGAUUGUACCGCCCGAUGAGACGGCGCCUCCCCCAAGCUUCGCCGAGGCACAGAAGGAAGAUGGGAAUCAGGGAGCAUCUGAUAAGGGAGGUUCUAAUAAGGGAGGUUCUGAGAUCGCGGGUUCCAGUAAGGCUGAUAUUGCCGCUAUUGAAAGGCGAGAAAAUGCAAAUGAAGCUGCACUCUCGAACGAGAAGUUGUAG
Messenger RNA from Clonostachys solani, 1440 nucleotides. NCBI's taxonomy places the organism in Eukaryota, Fungi, Ascomycota, Sordariomycetes, Hypocreales, Bionectriaceae. The record is from the annotation of a GenBank genome assembly.